GCUACUAUUAGGAGGCGGGAGGAGGAAGGAAGUUCCACUUUCAAUUUUUAAGGUUUCCAGGAAAUCAAUGAACUGACUACACAGCACAUUUUAAAAUGAAAACGUUCCAGCCGGGAUGCACAAAGCGAAGAUAGAUGUACAGGUUGUCACAUGACGAUCACGAGAUAAUCCGAUCUAUGACGAUGAUAACGAAUGAACGUUUAUUCAUAUUUGGAUAACUACAAAAUUAACUGUAAAAUAGCAAGAAUCUUGAUAAAAUAUAAUUAGCAUCAUGGCCACCAGAGGUUCUAGAGCCAGAAAUUCGUCUGUCAGUUUCACCGAGCUAUUAGAUCAGUGGAAUAUGAUUCAAAAUGCGGACGAUUUGGUAAAUUCAAUGGUCAAUAAUCUAGCAAAGUUAAGCCAUUUUUUGGCUGAGAAUGUUAUCGAUGAAAAAUAUUCACUCAUUCUGGUGAAACUUUUUAGCCGUGCCUCUCAAACACGUAAAAGACGAAUUGAAUGUCUUGACAUUUUGAGAAUCAUUGCCGAAAGUUUAUUUUUAACAAGGCAUUUAGGUGUGACCGUAACAAAAAUCCAAGAAAUGUUUGGUUUGGAGCAAUGUCAAGGUUUCGUUAAGGACAUGGCGAACAUUUUAGAGAUGAUAUUACAUCAACUGCCAAUGUAUUCCUUCAAAGUCAUUGUGGCUGCAUCCUUGUUGAACUGCUUCUGUAGUAAUUGCGACUCUUUCCCGGAAAAAGAGAACCUGAUGAGCUUAUUAGUAUCUCUUAUUCAACAAGGUAAACAUCAGCAUAGGAACUCUAACUCCAAGGAAAACACUAUCUUUCAUUGCCAGGACACAGACAGACCUCCGGAAAACUUUGUUGACCUUCCAGUUGUACCGACGGAUAUCGAUUUGUUUUACAAUGUAAAACCAUUUGUGAGGAAAGCAAUCUUGAAAGGUCCUUACCGAGAUGUAGAACACUAUUUAGACGUCCAUUUCCGUUUGAUGAGACUAGACUUUAUAACGCCUUUGAAGAAUGGGCUUACCGAACUUCGAACUCAGAGUGAUUUCUCGCAGAAACUGCGCUGCUCGGAAGUGAGACUUUACCAUAGUGUCUGCAUAAAAAAAGCAGACGUGACCAAUGGGUUGAUCUUGAUGUUUGACGUUAAAAAAUGCAAGCACGUAGACUGGGAGCGGACUGAUCGUCUGAUGACUGGGUCUUUGCUUUGCCUGACGAAAGAUGGCUUUCGGACUAUUGUGUGCGCUACUGUGGUCAAGAGAGAACUUGAACAACUUAAAAAGGGAGUAGUUCAGGUGGCCGUCAAGAGUGGAUUAGAACUAUUGUUGGGUGUCACAAGUAGGGAUCUAUUUGUCAUGGCGGAGUCGGUGAAUUUUUAUGAUCCAUAUUAUCAUGUUCUGGAAGCAUUAAAAAGUAUGACAGAUAGUUUUCCAUUGCAGAAUGUGAUAAUCUAUUGUAAACCUGCAUUAAAACCACCAGCCUAUCUCCUGACAUAUAGUAGUUGCUCCAAGAUACCAUUGUAUGAUCUAUCAUGUAUGAUGCUGCACAAAUGUGAAAUCAAAGUUCCAAUUCUAACAACCGUUAAAUGGCCUAGUGUAUCCAAAAUGUGUCUAAACGAAUCGCAAAGAGAAGCAGCCAUUUUAGCGCUGACCAAAGAGGUUGCAGUCAUCCAGGGCCCACCCGGUACUGGCAAAACUUACGUUGGUUUAAAAGUGGUGGAGACUUUGUUAAAGAACCAAAAGUGUAAAGGUCAAAACUCUGGAAGCCCUAUUCUCGUAGUCUGUUUUACUAACCACGCACUCGAUCAGUUCUUAGAAGGAAUACUCAGGUUUUGUCCAAGAAGCAUCACGCGGAUUGGUGGUGGAUGUAAAUCUGAAAAACUGUAUAAAUCUGUAUUGAGGAAUCCAGCUAGCAGAUAUAAUACAGUUUCUUUGAAAGCGAUGGAUAUUUACAAACAAGAGAUGGGCCAACUGCUGAAAAAAAUUGAUUCAUUGGAUAAAGAGAUUCAGUCUGUUGACGUGCUGUACAAAUUUAUGCUUGUUGAUCAUUAUAGUUUUUUCUUUCAGAACCAUGACAGACAGUUAAGAAGUUGGUUGUGUGCUCCGAAGGGAACGAUAGAUCAGGAACUGCCUAAGCAAAUACAAGCACAUCUCACAAAACUGGUUCUUGGAUGGCAAUUCAGUGCAUCAAAUAUAAAACUUCAUAAAAAAUUGGAUGUAUUUGAAAGAUGUUCUUUAUAUUGCAAUAAAAUCAAAAUUGUCAGAAGAAACAUCAAAACUGAGAUGGAGUUCGCCAAAAGAGAUAAAGUGUUUCAAACAGAAAAGGAAAUGAAACAAUUACUAUCACUUUCGUAUUCUGACAUUCUUCCUGAUGAUGUCAUUGAUCAAUUUAGUUGUAGCUCGUUUUCCGAGCACGUAAGAAAGUAUUGCAUUAGUCCUUUUAAAACCUUCGAAAUUCUUAAUGAAAAUAAAGUUAUUCAGUUCUGGCUAUUAGGUCAAGGUAGACUACUCAUAGAACAAUUAGAAGACAUAGAACAAUUGAUCCAAGCAAACAAUAAUGGCAAAGACGAAAUCAACCCUGUGGCUCAAGAUCAGCUUAACUUCAGAUCAAGUAUAUUUUACAAACCAGAAAACCCAGAUUUUGAAAGUAUCAUGCGUAAAGUUGAAUACCUGAAAAUUGCAGCUAAAACUGAUGAUUUCCAAGAUAAGCCAACUUUAAACUUUCCUGAAGUGAUGCGAAAAAUGUCCACGACUGAACCAAUGACUGAAGAAGAAGAGAAAAAAGUCCAUGAUAUGGCAGAGUUAACUUUAAAGCAACGUUAUAGUCUGUACAAACUGUGGUUGAAGAGAUACAGGGAACAUCUGGGAGAAACCUGUGUAAAGAAAACAGAACAGUUCAAGCUGGAUGUGAAGAAAGAAAGAGACACUGAUAAUGAACGUGCAGCGUCCAGUCUAAAACGUAGCCAGGUAAUCGGCAUGACCACAACAGGAGCAGCCAAAUACAAAGACAUUCUAGAGAAAGUUGGCUGCAACAUUGUCAUUGUGGAAGAAGCUGCAGAAGUUUUGGAAUCUCACAUCGUCACAGCUUUAAGUAAAAACUGCCAACAUCUAAUCUUAAUAGGAGAUCACCAACAGCUACGACCUAAACCAGCAACUUAUGAAUUGGAGAGAAACUUUGGUCUUGAUGUCUCACUAUUUGAAAGACUCAUUCUGAAUGAGAUCCCACACGUGACUCUCAAAAUACAGCACAGAAUGAGGCCUGAGAUUUCACAGAUGGUAAAACUGAUUUAUCCAGAGCUGGAAGAUCAUCCUUCAGUGUGUCAAUUCGAACACAUCAGAGGGGUGUCAAAAGAUGUGUUUUUUAUCAAUCAUAAUUACCAUGAAGUGGGUAAUUCAGAUAAUUUCAGCAAAUCAAAUGAUCAUGAAGCCAAGUACGUGGUGGCGUUGUGUGAGUAUCUUACUAAACAUGAUUAUUCGCCCUCACAAAUUACCAUAAUAACAACUUAUAAAGGUCAGGUCACACUUAUUAGAAAAUAUAUGAAAAAUCUAAAUCCCCAACCUCGAGUCUCAGCUGUUGAUGAUUUCCAAGGGGAGGAAAAUGAGAUCAUCAUUUUAUCUCUAGUGAGGAGCAACAAAGAAAAUAUCGCUGGAUUUGUCAAAAUCGAUAACAGAGUUUGUGUGGCGUUUUCUCGAGCCAAGAAAGGUCUUUUUGUGAUCGGGAAUUUCAGUGUGUUUUUAGCGUCCAAGAGCAAUCUCUGGCAUGACAUUGUUGAGAUUGCCAAGAAAGACAACUUCUUUGGACAAGGAUUACCAGUGCAGUGCAGCAGUCACCCUGAGAAUAUUGCAAUCAUUAAGACUGCAGAUGGUUUUAAAAGUCGUGAUGGGGGAGGAUGUGGACUUCCGUGUAAUUUUCUAUUGAAAUGCGGACAUCAAUGUCAACUGAAGUGUCAUGGGCAUGAUUUGAAACACGAAAGGUACAAGUGUACAGUGCCGUGCACAAAAACAUGUGAAGAAGGGCAUCAGUGCACUCUGAAAUGUCAUGAAAAGUGCUUAUGUAAACAGUUGGUCACGAAAACAUUGCCUAUAUGUGGUCAUGUCAAUCUGUUGCCCUGCCACGUGUGGCUUGAAGAUGCUAUUUGUUCAGCACGUUGUGGCGAAGUGCUAGCGUGUGGACAUGAGUGUACAUAUACGUGUAGGAAGUGUACAAAAUUGAAAAGACAUGGAGAAUGUAAAGAAAUUGUGGAGUAUGUAUUCACGUCCUGUGGACAUGAAGCUCUGGUAUCUUGCUCCAAAUCCAAGUUGGAUAUUCGGUGCGAAAUGAUGUGCCUGAAGAAGCUGAACUGUGGGCACGACCAACUAAUGCCUUGUCAUUUAGCUACAAAAGAUGCUAAGUGUUCAAGUGGAUGUUCAGAGCAGCUACCUUGUGGACAUCUGUGUACUGGUCAGUGCAUAGACUGUGUAAUGAACAGAAAACACAAAGAUUGCCCAGUGCCCAUUGACUAUGUUUUCCCGUCAUGUGGGCAUGUCAAAAAUAUGCCUUGUUUUUUGUCGCAGACCACAGUAAAAUGCCAAGUUCUGUGUCCAGCCAAACUGAGCUGCGGACACCACCAGCAGAUACCGUGUCACGUAGAUCCAGAAAAUGCGAAGUGCACGGAAAAAUGUUCAGCAACUUUGACCUGUGGACACACCUGCACUGGUCAAUGUACUGAUUGCGUGACCAGUAACAGACACAAAGAAUGCCGUCUUCUUGUAGAGUAUACCUAUCAGCAAUGUGGACAUAAAAAACAGGUCCAAUGUUUCCAGUCAUCAACAAGCUUAGACUGUCCAUUUCCAUGCAAAACACGAUUAAAAUGCGGCCAUACCUGCACGGGAAAAUGUCAUGACUGUGUUUCUAAUAAAAAACACAAAGAUUGUACUGUUCCUGUAAACUACAUGCAUACAAAAUGCGGACAUUCGGGUAAAGUUCAAUGUUAUCAAUCAACAACCAACUUAGACUGCAAACAACCAUGUCCAUCUAAACUGAAGUGUGGCCAUCAAUGCAAAGGAACAUGUUCUGAUUGUCUCUAUGGACUUGUCCACAAAGCCUGUCAGGAGACUUGCAAUCUACCUUUACCUUGUGGACAUAAAUGUGAAGGCCAUUGUUCAACCCCAUGUCUCCCCUGUAAAAAACCUUGCCAGUUCAAAUGCAGACACAGGUCAUGUGACACGAAAUCUAAACUGAGUUUCUGCGGUCAGCCGUGUCAAACGUGUGAUGCAAAGUGCAUGCAAAAAUGUAAACAUUUCGUCAACUUACGACUAUGCUCAGAAGCGUGGGAUAAAGACACCUGCUCCGAACGAUGCACUAAACAAUUAAAAGUUUACAUCCCUGGAAAUAAUGGAACUGGAGGGAAGUUUUGCUCCCAUCCCUGUAGCGGACUUUGUGGAGAGAUGUGCGUCUGUUCCAUUUGCGAGAGCAUACAACCAAUCAGAAAUCUAAAGAGUGCUGCUCCUCACAAAAAAGAAAAUACAAGUUCUGCUAAUGUACAGACCAAUACCUCAUCUAGAAACCUCAUUCUGAAGUUGCCAUUGUGUGGGCAUGCAUUCUAUCUCAGCGAGCUCGAUCAGUAUGUGGCUCACCAUAAUCUCUCUUCUAGUGGUCGAUACAUCUAUUGUCCAGUUUGUCCCAAGCCAAUACUUAAUUGUCUGCGCUAUGACCAAAUAAACUGGCAAAGGCGGAAACAGAGAGAACAAGACGAAAAAGAUCUCAUUCAAAGAAAUAUCAUAACAUUGGAACAAAAAAGUCUCAUUGAAAAAUGUAAACACUUUCUCGCCAAAUUUGAAGAUAUUAAGCUCUUUAAAUACCACAAAGAAAUUACUCCUGAAUUCAAUACCAGGACAGAAUUUCUCAACCAUAGUUUAAAAGUUAAAUUUAUUUACAUCGUGUGUCUUAUGAAAUUUGCAGACAGUGAUACCGAAGAUCUAAGCAGCAGAUCUGAUUUGAUUCAAGUUAUUGAUCGAUCUGCUUGGUUUACCAAACAGCUGGAGCAAGAGCUUAGGCAGGAGAUACUGAGACGACUUAAUCUGUACGUCUUAGCUGCACUAACAAAAUAUUGCUCUGAUCAAGAUUUCGGAGAUAUCAAGUGUCGAUGGGUUAAACUGAAAGAAGACUACAGCGCCACUCCAGUACGAGCUGAUGUUCAGGCAGAAUCCCAUCAAGUGAUUGUAUCUCUUUUGAAUGAGUUGGAUAAUGUUUUAGAACAGCAUCCGUCUGACUAUCUGCAGAUCAAAAAUAACUACGUAGACGUAGUCAACAUUUUAACCUCCAACCAAGAAAAUAUUCUGUCAGAUGUGGUGUGUCCUAGCACUUUAGAGUCUGAUGCUUCAACGUCUCCAUUAUUAGGCCUGGACAGCUACUUUAGGAGUACAAAUAAAGAAACAAAAUGUGAAACUGUUAAAUAUGACUCAAAUCAAAAUAAAUCUAGUUUGCAUGGAGCUAGAGCAGAUAUUUUACAUGGAGCUAGAGCAGAUAUUUCUAGAAAAGAGGCAGGUCAAAGUAAGACAAGAUGUAGUUUAAAGGGUACUCAAGCAGACAUUGUGAGGAACAGGACAUGUCUAAGUAAGACUAGUUUGAAAGGAACUAAGGUGGACAUGAUCGCGAGGAACAGCUCUAGUCUAAGUAGCUCUAGCUUGAAAGGAAACAUUACCAAAAAUAGUCCAAGUCAAAGUAUGUCUAGUUUUCGCAAUGCUAAAGGAAAUAUUACUGAGCACAACUUAAAUAAAAAGAGCCAAGUAAACAAAUUUAAACCCAGUUGUGCUAAAGCUGAAACAUGUUUGCAAGAAACAAUACCAACAAGAAGGAGACGGCCUACAUCUACUGAUGACACUAUCAAAAAAGAUAUUGUUAAAGUAAGCAAGACUACUAAAAGCCAAACAGUGGCAAAAGAAGCAAAACCUAAAAUCAAGUCUCAGCUUAGAACUAUGACUGCACAAUCAACUCACACCAGUGAACAAGAUCCACUUCCACUAGCGAAAAGAAGUAAACAAAGAAAAAGGAAGCCUGCUGAUGACAAGAAGAAAAAGGUUCAGCUUAGUGGGAAAGUUCACUCUUCAUCUAAGCCAAGCUGUGAACAGAACAUUACCUUACAAGAAAAAUAGAUCUAACUGACAUGAUUUUGUUGAAGAACAUGUUGACAAAAAAAAUGUGUAAUUGGACUGCAAGGUAUUCAAACUGCAAGAUAUUAAUGUAUUGAUAUAAUCUUAUGUUAAUUUUAUGAUUGUUUUGUGUAAAAAAAACAAAAUGAUAAUAUUUUUUUAUUUCUUUACAAGUAAUUUAAAAUGUGAACAAGAAACAUGGCACAUUUAAGACUCUGUUAUUCAGGAGUCAAUAUUUCCUGAUAAAUACAAAAAUAUUUAUUUUAUGAUGUGUUAAUCAGUUAUAAUAAUGUGUUACCUUUUCUCCAUUUUCACUCUCUAGAAGAGAGCUUAAUUGGUCAUGUUAUUCAUUAACAGUAUAUUUAGUAUAGAUUAUUAUUUAUAUCAUUUAUCCUCUGUGCACAGUAAACAUUACAAUCACAAUAUACAUUACAAUGUGUGUGUGUUUCUUUUUUAUUUCUGACAUUUUAUUUGAAUAUUCUUUUGAUAUGGAAACAUAAAUUGAGAUUUUUUAUUAAUGAUAUAAUAUCAGUGUACCUUAUAUUUAUGUAAAGAUAGUAUUAGUUCUUAUUAACAUCACAUAAAUUUGGGAUAUACUGUCCUUAACAUUUUAAUAAUUUUUAUGCAAUUUAUAUUUUUUUAAUGCAUAUUUGUUUUAUAUAUUAAAGUUAGAUCAUAUUUUUUUCCUAACUAUAAUUUAUUGCAACAAAACAAUGUUCUUACAAAAAUUAUUGUUUUAAGAAAUGUGUGUGAAAUUAAAGAAAAAUUUGUUAUUUUCUAAAUAAAUCUGGAAAUAUC
This is a messenger RNA of Biomphalaria glabrata, 7924 nucleotides long. RefSeq names its product NFX1-type zinc finger-containing protein 1-like. Gene Ontology annotation, molecular function: zinc ion binding; helicase activity. The coding region runs from base 272 to 7129 and encodes 2285 amino acids. Gene Ontology annotation, biological process: regulatory ncRNA-mediated heterochromatin formation. Gene Ontology annotation, cellular component: nuclear RNA-directed RNA polymerase complex; nucleus. Lineage: Eukaryota; Metazoa; Mollusca; Gastropoda; Planorbidae. The transcript has 7 exons. The record is from RefSeq and is a predicted model, not a curated record.